UUGUGUGUUUGUGUGAUGGUGUUCGCAGGGGGAGGCUGGUGCGCGCGCUUCAUGCAGCGGCACGGGUCGGGGCUUAACUUCGUCCUCCUGGUCCUGGCUUAUAUCCUCUACCUGGCCGUGGGCGCCGGGAUCUUCUCGGCCAUCGAGCUGCCCUACGAGGGCGAGCUGCGUCGGGAGCUGAGGGAGGCUCGGCGGGACUUCCUGGGCAACAACACCUGCGUGUCGGACGCGCGCCUGGAGGAGCUCCUGGCUCGCGCGCUGGAGGCCAGCAAUUAUGGAGUCUCGGUCCUCGGUAAYGAGACGAGCCGGAACUGGGACUUUGUGUCCUCGCUGUUCUUCACCAGCACCGUUCUGACCACGACAGGUUACGGCCACGCCGUGCCGCUCUCUGAUCUUGGGAAGGCGUUCUGCAUCUUCUACUCCCUCAUUGGGAUCCCCAUCACCCUCUUCUUCCUCUCUGCCACAGUGGAGAGGCUGGUGGUCCUGGUGACCCGGCGCCCCAUCUCGUACUUCCACCGACGGUGGGCCAUGUCCAGGUCCAGGCUGGCGGUGCUUCACGCCGCGUGCCUCAGCCUCGUCAUGGCCGUGCUCUUCCUCUUCAUCCCUGCGUGGAUCUUUGUGACUCUGGAGGAGAACUGGAACUUUUUAGACUCUCUGUAUUUCUGCUUCAUUUCGCUCACGACCAUAGGGCUCGGUGAUUACGUCCCCGGGGAAACUCACAGCAAAGGGGCCAACCCGCAUCCACAUCUGUACCGGCUGGGCAUAACUGUCUAUUUGUUGCUGGGCCUGGUGUGGAUCCUGGUGGUGAUGGAGACGUGCUGUGAGCUGCCCCAGAUGAAACUCCUGAGACAGAAGUUUUACCAAGAAAACGUCCGCGAGCUGGACUCUGAGACCACCAACAUCAUCGACCGGGACCACUUGAACGAGCAGAUGACUGACAUCCCGGAUCACAUGACUUUAGAUCAACUUCCAGCCAUCUCCUCGGUGUCGGAACAGGCGGACAAUCUGCGGCAGAACAACACGUCGGUGCCUUACACUCCAGCCUCGGGAGCUGCUGUUAAUGGAAACUUGAGAUAACACUUAUCAGGGCUUUUAGGGAGGGUGGUCUGGUGUAAACUGUUUUUAGGGAAGUGAUAUAUUAACUUUUCCUGCUGCUGAGUCUCUUAAAAACAUCUCUUUUCUGCCAACACCAACCCAGAUAUGUGGCGUUGAAGCAGGAACCACCCACAGUUUAUUAGUUCAGCAUUGUUUUUUUGUUUUUUGUCUCCUGCUGCUUGAUUCAUUGCAGAUAUAAAUCUUUGGCAGAGGGGAAAGGGCAUGGCCCCUUGAAACGAAGAGAAACCCAACAAAGUUUCCACUUGUGGGUAAAGCUGGAACUCCCAAACUGCACAGUUUGCUCAGUAAGAUGUUGCUUUCCUUCUUGGGACAGUGUGUAUCUGUGGUACUGUAUUUGCAUAGAGAAUUUGCCUUCUUGGAAGCAGUAAAGCCAACAGAGCCCGGGGGAGGAUCGGGCUUGUCACGUGUUAGCCGUAGGCAAACUUUAAGAAAGAUAAAAAAAGAUGGUAAACAGAUGMAUGUUUUUCUUCCUGGAUUUUUACAGACACUGAUUAUCCUUUA
Molecule: messenger RNA, 1617 nt
Organism: Austrofundulus limnaeus
Lineage: Eukaryota; Metazoa; Chordata; Actinopteri; Cyprinodontiformes; Rivulidae
Product: potassium channel subfamily K member 1
Exons: 3
Coding region: 16-1077 (353 amino acids)
Biological process (GO): stabilization of membrane potential; potassium ion transmembrane transport
Cellular component (GO): plasma membrane
Molecular function (GO): potassium ion leak channel activity; outward rectifier potassium channel activity
Source: RefSeq, a predicted model, not a curated record